GCACAUUCAUUUCGGAAAAUUCAGUUGAUAGCCGACACACAACGCGUGUAGACGACGACGAACGAAGCUAACGGCAAAUAUAAAAAUAUAUUUUAAAUUUGUUUUUGUUGGUGAAAAGGCAUUUAGCCGUUGUGUUGAGACCAGUGAGUCCAUAUCUAUAUAUAUUUAUACAUAUGAGUGUGUGUGUGCGCGUAUUCUAAAAUUAAUAUGUGAAUAUUGAGCGAGUCAAAGCGUAGAAAAAAUUCAAAAAAAAUACAGCAACAACAAAAUAUUUAGAGCAUCGCUGUCUAUUUUCGAAAGCGUUAAUUUCACAAAUUUACGCAAGGCGUUCACGCAAAAAAAAAUUAAAGAAAAUAUACAAAAACAACACGCACGAACACGCAAAAACGAUUAUUGAAAACAUUGUAACCGGAAAGCGGAAAUUGCACGGCACUCAACGGAACGGUUUGUUUGCGCCGUUAACGGUUUAUAUUCGACGUACGUGAGUUUGGUCGCAAGGAAAAGCGCAUUUGCCGGUCGCACCGAUUGUGGUUUAUGUGCAGUGAAUUAGAAGAAACAGAAAAAUUCAAAAAAUAAAAAAUUACCGUUAGUGCAGCAAAUGCUUCAAAACUAGCGUAGAGCACGACAAAUACACAUUUGUUGUUGUUAUCUUUUAAUUUUUUUUCCAUUUUGCGCGUAAAAUCGCAAGCAGCCGUACGUGCGUGUACGUGAGCCGAAAAUCAAAUUCAAUCCUGCCCGAUUUGUGUUGAUUUAUUCAAAUUUGCCGUUUUUGGAACAAAAUACUGCUACUAAUUAAACAACAAACAUAAUUACUUAAAUCAAAAUAAGCACAACAACAACACACUGCAAACAACAAAGUCAAAAGAAAAUCAAAGUGAUUGCCAACAAGAAAGGCAACCAAAUUGAAAGCUCACCAAAAAUUGCGAAUUACACAAAGUAAAACACCGUGACACCACAAAUAAACACAACCGUCAGCAACAAAAACGAAAGCAACAUUGUGACCAAAAAUAAGCACAACAACAAACAGCAAUAAACAAAGCAACGCACAGCAAGAAACAUCAAAGAGCAACGCGCACAGAGUGGCGAAUAGCAAAUUGCAAAUAAAAAAGCGAGUGCAAGCAAAUCUCAAAGUGCAGCAGUGAAAAUUCAGCCUCAAAAUGGUCGACGACUUUUCACCGAUGCGCAUGCAGAAGAAGACGCGCAGCGCUUCCAUUUGCGCCACAAGCGGCGGCAGCAUCGAAACGGCCAUACAUAAUAUGCCGUCGUACGGCGCAGCAUCGGGCAGUGCCACACCCGAGAGCGGCGGCACGCCCGGCUAUCGGCGUCGACGACCGGCCACACGGUCGCAAAGUGCGCGCAUCACAACCGGCGCCAAAUCGGUACGUCGACGCGCUCAGGCACAGGCACAACAACAGCAACAACAACAAUAUAAUCUGGAAAAUGCGCGUUCAUACUGCACGAGUGAACCGCGUCUGAGCGAAACGGAAACGCCGCCGCAAAGACGCAAAUUAUCGCAACGAAGACCACAACAGCAUGCACAGCGAAAAUCAAAUGCGUUCCUCGAUGUGCCCGGAAUGCAUCAUUUGCGUGUCAGCGACGAUGAUGAAGAUUUGGAUCGUUUGCGUACAUUCAGUGCUUCCAAGGGUGGCGUCAUCAAUCGCGGCGAUUCGUUCCGACGUCGCCGUUCGCGCAGCAACAGUUUGGCACCGGUGAGCCCCAUACAUCCGCGCCUGGGUGGUGGCGGCGGUGUUGGCGGCAUUAGCGGCAGUGUUGGUGGUGGCAUUAAUGGCGAUUACACGGGUGCACAGAAUGAGCCGCAACAACAACAACCGGUCGAAGUGUUUUGCGUGGAAAUGCUGGGUGCCGCUGGCGUUGGCAAACAGGCGUUGAUCCAGCAAUUUCGAACGUCUGAUUGCAUUAAUGCAUACGAUGGACCAGAAUGCGACGUUGCCGAGCAGAAUAUUUCAAUAAUUCUAAAUGGCAUCGAAUCGGAAUUGAAGUUCUCCACGGGCCAACAGGAUAACAAGGACGAAUUGGAAAAAGCUGACGCUUUUCUCGUUAUCUACUCUUGCAUUGACAAGGAGUCAUUCACACGCGCCAAACACAUACUUUCACGACUACAAGAUAUGGAUUUGAUACGCACACGUCCGAUCAUUUUGGUAGCGAACAAAAUUGAUUUGGCACGUUCACGUGCGGUAUCUUCACAAGAUGGCAAAUGUGUCGCUUGUACUUUUGGCGCCAAAUUCAUUGAAGUCUCGGCGGGCAUCAAUCAUAAUUGCGACGACUUACUGGCUGGCACUUUGACACAAAUUCGUCUCAAAAAGGAUCAAAAUUUAUUGCAUGGCCAUCGAGAUGGUGCCUCCUCACCGGCACACUGGUAUAAGAGUCGCAGCGUUGUAUUGGCCAGCAUGAAGGCGCGCCAAAUGCUCACCUGGAUACUGGGCAAAGAGGAUUCGAAAUUUAAGAAUUGCGAAAAUUUGCAAGUACUCUAAAAAAGCAGUGCAAACAAAGCGGGUGCAAAGGUCAAAGCGAGAUGAAAAUGUGAAAAAGUAACAAAAAAAAAAAGUGAACUAAAUCAAAAAAUGGACUGUCUGCAAAAUGAAGUGAAAUAUAAAUAACGGUACACGUGUGUAUAUAAAAGAAAUAAAUAUGUGUAAAUGUAGAUAAAGCAUUUCAUUAAAUGUGAAUAUAUACAGUUGAAUUUCCCUAACUCGAAUCAUCAUAAUCCACAAAAAUACUUCGAGGUAGAGUCCGAGUUACGGAAGGUAAUUUGUAUGAAAUUUGACUUCUAUUGCCAAUUCAAGAAUUUGAGUUAUGGAGAACUUCGAGUUGUGGAAAUUCAACUGUAAAUAUAUAUAUAUAUUAUAUAAUGUUAUUUAACUACAUAAAUUGUAUAUGUAUAUAUGUAACUAGUUAGAUGUAUUCAACUUAUCUACAUAUUUAUGUAUAUGUAUGUAUUUAAAUAUAUAUAAUAUAUUUACUCCGAAUUUGUGAGUUUAGGUUAGGUGUGACAUGAAUCAAUAUUCUUAUACCGAGAUAUAUAUAUGUAGUUGUAGUUGUAGGUAACUCUAUUUGCUCCAUAAACGUCAAUAAUGUUUUUUUUUUGUUUUUCAAGUUAAAAAAAAAAAUAAAUAAAAUUUAAAUGGCAACACUUUUAAUGUGGUAGCAUUACAGUAGCUUAAAAACCCUAAAAACAAAGCUCUUGCUAAGCCAAAAGCUUGCGAGCCUGCGCUUUGGCGUUCAAACCAAUAACUACAUAAUGAAACGUAGCACUUUCAAAAAUACCGGUUUCGUUUUAAAAUUAAUUGAACAAUAGUUGUAUAGUAUUUUUCCAAUGUGUAUUUAUAAAAUAUAAACAAAAAAGAGUAUGAGUAAUAAAAUAAUUAAAUAUUUGCAAAAUUAUUAACAAAAAACUAUAUAUGUAUACUUAAAAAAAAAUUGUGUAAAAAAGUUUUGAAAAAUUUCGAAAAAAUUUCAAAAAAUUUCUUAAUCACAAAACGCUUUUCGGGAACUUAUUUCAAACAUUACAUAUAUCGAAAAAAUUUCAAAAAAAUAUAUUUAUCAUUUCAAAUCGUUUUUCGAGAACUUUCGUUUUCCGAACUUCUCACGUAUCAUUCGAACAAAUAUUUAAAUAACAACAAACUCCUGACAGUACUGACGCUAAACAGUUUGACAGCAACUUCAACUGAUUUGCUGUCCUAAUACUAGCAAUGAGCGCAAGAACUUUGUAUGAAACUGUAAAAAACCUCACAAUUAUUUUUAAGUAGAUACAAAUUUCGAAAAAUAAUUUUAUCGCUCUAGAGCGCUUUAUCUAAAUCAAAUUUAAAUUUUCUCACUAUAAACUGUUUUUCUCCUCAUUUCUAUAACUUCCUAAAAAUAUAUACUAUAUAUUUGUAAUUAAUACGAAAUCAAAAGUAAAUUAGUAAUUUAGCGUAUUAAGUGAAAUAACUGUACAUAAUAGAACGGAAACAUGAGCUCAGUAAAGCUUUACAAAAGGGAAGAAAUUUGAUUGAUAAUUAAAAAAAAAAUAUAAUUUUUAAAUACAAUUUUCUGCAAAGUGUACUUUGUUAAGAAAUGUAUUUUUCAUUUGAUUUUGUAAAUUAUAUAU
Molecule: messenger RNA, 4108 nt
Organism: Zeugodacus cucurbitae (melon fly)
Lineage: Eukaryota; Metazoa; Arthropoda; Insecta; Diptera; Tephritidae
Gene: Rgk3
Product: GTP-binding protein RAD
Exons: 10
Coding region: 1158-2492 (444 amino acids)
Cellular component (GO): plasma membrane
Molecular function (GO): calcium channel regulator activity; GTPase activity; GTP binding
Source: RefSeq, a predicted model, not a curated record